AUUCUGGCUGGUUGACCAGAUGGCGGCCGGCCCGCUGAAAUCCAAGCUGGAGUCCUGCAGCGAGAAGCCCAUCCGCCACGCGCCAGCCUUCUCCAUCUCCCACCGUGGAGGUCCGUUGCAAUUCCCGGAGCACAGCCGCGAAGGCAUGCUUGCUGGCGCGCGCAUGGGAGCCGGGAUCUUAGAAUGCGAUGUCGCGUUCACCAAGGACCGCCAGCUUGUCUGCCGUCACUCGCAGUGUGAUCUCCACACCACCACCAACAUUCUGCUGAUUCCGGAGCUGGCCGCGAAAUGCACCGUCCCGUUCCAGCCCGCGACGGCUUCAUCUUCCGCGACGGCGAAAUGCUGCACCUCCGACAUCACUCGGGAUGAAUUCCUCUCGCUGUGCGCGAAAAUGGACUCGUCCAACCCCAAUGCCACCACCCCGGCCGAAUACCAGUACGGCGGGCCCUACUGGCGCACGUCCCUGUAUGACAACUGCGCCACGACCGUGGACCACAAAUCCUACAUCAAGCUGGUCGACAGUCUGGGCUUGCAGUUCACGCCGGAGCUCAAGACCCCGCAGGUCGAAAUGCCCUUCCAGGGGAACUACACCCAGGAGAUGUACGCGCAGCAGCUGAUCGACGAGUACAAGCAACAGGGCAUCAAGCCCGCGCGUGUCUGGGCGCAGUCCUUCCUGGAAGCCGACAUCCUCUACUGGGUCCAACACGAGCCGGCGUUUGGCCGGCAAGCCGUUUACCUCGACCCUCGCGUGGACACUGCAGCUGGCUACCAGGAAGCCGUUGCGAACAUGCACCAGCUGGCUCAGCAGGGCGUCCGCAUCAUGGCCCCGCCCAUCUUCGCCUUGCUGAACACUUCCUCCGACGGCCGGGACAUUGUGCCCUCGUCCUAUGCGAUCGCCGCCAAGCAGGCCGGUCUGGAUAUCAUCACCUGGUCCCUGGAGCGAUCGGGUCCGCUGAAGCAGGCAGCAGCCGCCGGCGAAUACUACGUGCACUCCAUUGCCAGCGCGAUCAAGGGCGAUGGAGAUAUGUAUCGGAUUGUGGAUGUGUUGGCGCGCAAGGUCGGCGUGAUUGGGAUUUUCUCGGACUGGCCUGCAACGGUGACAUACUAUGCGAAUUGCAUGGGGUUCAACUGAUCUUGUAUUCCGAGAUAACUAUUCCUAG
Molecule: messenger RNA, 1160 nt
Organism: Aspergillus ochraceoroseus IBT 24754
Lineage: Eukaryota; Fungi; Ascomycota; Eurotiomycetes; Eurotiales; Aspergillaceae
Product: glycerophosphodiester phosphodiesterase family protein
Exons: 1
Coding region: 20-1132 (370 amino acids)
Biological process (GO): lipid metabolic process
Molecular function (GO): glycerophosphodiester phosphodiesterase activity
Source: RefSeq, a predicted model, not a curated record